GUCCAGAUCAGUGACCCUAUACCCUUGCGUUGUUAGUGGAGCAGGGCGUAAAUUCAUGAGAUUCAGAUCGACCUAUCCUCAAAAACGAGAAACGUGUGCCCUAAUUUAUUCAUUCGAUUUGUUUGAACAUUUAUCGAACGAAUUCUCAUCACAGCUCUGGUCGUUGGUAGACAUAAUUAUAUUCCCUCACACUUGUUGGGUGUUUACAAGGAAUUAGUGAGAUAUAUAGACUUUUGAUUACUUGGAGGAAUAAUCCCAUGCUAUAAUGAACUUCAAGGGCGUUAUUUGUACCAUCGCUUGGAUGGUGGCGUUUUGCGUGCUUACCAAAGCACAGAACCCGAAUUGUAUACGCAAUACACAAGAGCCAACGCCGACAAAUGCUAACAGUUUUAUAAAUUCACCAGAAAAGUCGCCCCACCCAUGUUUACGGGAUUGCACUGGCUCCAAACCAAUGCAAUGUGAAUACACGUUUGUAGUAGAGUGGUAUAAUACUAUGUCUAAGGCCUGCUAUGACUGCCCAUGCAACCUGACGGAUUGUCAGAGGGAACAAUGCGUAGCAGCAGACGGUGUCCCAAGGCCCAUCAUAGUGGCUAACAGAUCCCUACCAGGACCUCCGAUUGAGGUUUGUGAUGGCGAUGAGGUCAUCGUUAACACGGUGAAUCAUAUGGAUAACGGGGAGUCGAUAACCCUUCACUGGCAUGGUCUCUAUCAGAAGUCUACCCAGUACAUGGACGGUGUCUUCAAGAUCAGUCAGUGUCCUAUACUACCCGGAAACAAAUUCAGGUAUAAUUUCAUUGCUGACCACCCCGGGACCCACUUCUGGCAUGCUCACACUGGCAUGCAUAGGGCAGACGGACUUUUCGGCCCACUUAUUAUCAGACAAUCGAAGCAGGACGAUCCGCAUAACCUUCUGUACGACCAUGACUUACCCGAACACACUGUCUUCCUAUCUGAUUGGAUGCACAAAGCUAUAUCAGCGGCCUAUCUCAGCGACCACUUCAGGGGUGUUGAUGAAGGUCCAGUUACCAUACUGAUCAACGGCAUGGGUGCGUCUGCAGUGUAUGGCUCGACAUCGUCGACCACGCCUAGGGUGAUCUACGAAGUCCAACAGGGUAAACGGUACCGCUUCCGGGUGAUCAGUAGUGCCAUCACCAAUAUUCCUAUGAAGGUAUCAGUUGAUGGUCAUAAGAUCACUCUAAUCUCGUCCGAUGGAGAUAACUUCGAGCCUUUGGAGGUUGAUGCUUUCUUCCUCUUCGGCGGGGAAAGGUACGACUUCAUCCUGGACGCAUCUCAAAAUGUCAGCAACUACUGGCUCAAGGUCCAAGGUUACAAGCAAGGAACGGGUCUACGUGAGCUGGCGGUCAUCAGGUACCGAGGUGCACCGGAAGAAGUACCGACCGCUGACCCUUCGGUUGGCAGAGAAGGAAAGGUCUACCAAGACUUGGGCAGAAAUUAUAACGAACCUGAGGCGGUGCAUACUGUGAAUGAGUUAAGAUCUCUUGACGCCCAUACACAAUCAUCAGAUGAUAAUAUGCGUAGGGUCUAUCUGCCCUUUGACCUAAAUGCGGUCAAUAACCCGAUGUUUAACGACCCAGACCUAUAUCCUCUUGGUCCAAGCGGACCGGGCUGGGGCGACUUCCACGUACCUCAGAUAAACAGCCGGACAUUCAAAUUCCUCGACUUCCCUCUCCUCUCUCAAUUCGACGAUCAACUCGCUGCAGCUGGGGCCUAUGAUGACGUUUUGUGUGAAGUGGAACAAGCCGGCUUUGAAUCAUGUGAUACUGAGUUCUGCGCUUGCACACAGUACAUUGACGUUGAUUUAGGACAGAGGUUAGAGAUCGUUCUGAUCGAUGAGGGAUUAUCUCCGUAUAAGGUGGAACAUCCGUUCCAUCUUCAUGGUCACCCUUUCCGCAUCCUCGCUCAGGGUAUUUCAGUCAACGGAACAACAAAGGAGGAUGUCAUCCAGCUGGACAAAAAUGGUGGCAUUGUUCGAAACUACGACCACGCCCCUGGAAAGGACACCGUGGUCAUACCAAGCGGUGGAUACACCGUCAUCGACUUCGUUGCCAACAAUCCUGGCUGGUGGAUACUUCAUUGCCAUAUGGAGUUCCAUUUCGAGGAUGGAAUGGGGAUCUUAAUUCGCGUCGGGAACCAAUCUGACCUUCCUCCUGUUCCAGAAGGAUUCCCGAUGUGUGGUGACUACCCUCCAACACAAUAUCCUUCUACCGAGUCAGACCCUGUACCUAGUCAAGUCAGUAUGACCAUGACCAUUACCGAAGUCAUCCUCGUUGCUGUAAUCGCUGGUCUUGUAAUCCUCAUCAUCGUUCUCAUCGUCGUCAUCGUGGUCCGUGAACGUUCAAGGAACGAUGGUAAAGGACGCCCUCAGGCGAUACCAAUGAAUGAACGAUGAUGAACAGACCGUAUAAUUGCUUAUUCUUACAUCUGAAGUAUCAGGAAAAUGAUUAUUAUAUUGAGAAUUAAGCUACGGUGUGUGAUGUUCCAAUCACUGCUGUCGUCGUCAUUGUAUUUGUAAUUUCAUUACCUUCAUAUCUUUUUACUGCUCCUACGAGAACAAUAUAUACAUAUAUUAUGUAUAUAUAUAUAUAUGUAUAGCAUAUAUAUGUGAGGGUGUGUGUGUGUGGUGUGAAAGUUUUAACAGCAAUAUGGCACAAUAUACAGUGGAAAUAUAUACGUAAAGAGAGAGAGAUAGAUAGUUGGAUUAGAUAGAUAG
This is a messenger RNA of Lytechinus variegatus (green sea urchin), 2731 nucleotides long. Its product is annotated as laccase-like. Gene Ontology annotation, molecular function: oxidoreductase activity; copper ion binding. Gene Ontology annotation, biological process: iron ion transport. Gene Ontology annotation, cellular component: plasma membrane. NCBI's taxonomy places the organism in Eukaryota, Metazoa, Echinodermata, Echinoidea, Temnopleuroida, Toxopneustidae. The record is from RefSeq and is a predicted model, not a curated record. The transcript has 13 exons. Bases 266 to 2410 code for a protein of 714 amino acids.